Oenanthe melanoleuca is the source of this 1104-nucleotide messenger RNA. RefSeq names its product protein phosphatase 1 regulatory subunit 3E (gene PPP1R3E). The record is from RefSeq and is a predicted model, not a curated record. The transcript has a single exon. Gene Ontology annotation, biological process: regulation of glycogen biosynthetic process. Gene Ontology annotation, molecular function: protein phosphatase 1 binding; glycogen binding. Bases 92 to 1051 code for a protein of 319 amino acids. Gene Ontology annotation, cellular component: protein phosphatase type 1 complex. Lineage: Eukaryota; Metazoa; Chordata; Aves; Passeriformes; Muscicapidae.
CCGCCUCGCCGUCCGCACGCCGCGGUCCGAGAGGAGGAGCCCCGGGUGCCGCGCCAGCCGCCGGCCCCUCCGACGCUCCCGCCGGCACCCCAUGGAUAAGGCGGGCUCGCUGCACAGCUCGGUGCCCGGGCCGCCGCCCCGGCUCUACCUGCCGCGCAACUUCAGCUGCAGCGCCUGCCUCUAUGGCAGCCUGGCCGAGCAGUGCCGGGCGGGCUGCAGCCCCGACGGCGACGCCGCGCCCACGCCGGUGGUGCGGGAAGCGGCGGGCGAGAAGCCGCCGCCGAGCCGCGGGCGGGAGCCCACGCUGCCCGCCGUGCCCCCCAGCCCCACGCAGCGCCGCCGCGCCAAGUCGCUGCCCACGCCCGGCGACCGCAGCCUGCGCCCCGCGCUGCAGCAGAGCCCGGCGCGCCGCAAGACCGUGCGCUUCGCCGACUCGCUGGGGCUGGAGCUCACCUCCGUGCACCUCUUCUGCGAGGCCGACCUGCCACGGGUGCCGCUGCCCGCGCCGCCUACGCCGCGCCCCGCCGACCUCCUCAAGACCAGGAAGCCGCCGGCGCUGGGCGACCUGGAGCCGGUGCUGUUCGGGCCGCCGCCGCCGCUGCUGGAGCCGCUGUUCCCGCCGCAGCCCGGCGCCAGCCCCGGCUUCGCGGAGCGGGUGCGGCAGCACAAGGUGAGGCUGGAGUGGGUGCGGGCAGAGCCGGCGGGUUUGCGCGGGGCCGUGCGGGUCCUUAACCUCGCCUACGAGAAGGUCGUGUCGGUGCGCUACACGCUCAAUGGCUGGGCCAGCUGCGCUGAGGCUGCCGCCACGUACCAGCCGCCGGGGCCGCCCGACGGCAUCACCGACCGCUUCGCCUUCCUGCUGCCCCUGGGCCCCGCCGCCGCCGCCGCCGAGACCACGCUGGAGUUCGCCGUCCGCUACCGCGUCGCCGGUGCCGAGUACUGGGACAACAACGAGGGCAAGAACUACCGGCUGCGGGGCCGGCAGCGCGUCCCGCCCGCCGCAGGGCCCCCGCAGGACCCCGACAGCUCCGCCUGGAUCCACUUCAUCUGAACCGGGGGGCGCGGAGCCAGCCCAGGCCCGGGGGCUCGGCGCACUCCCCGAGA